AUGGCAGCCUCGGCUACUUCAGUGCCCGCGGCAGCGAGCUCAGCCAUAGCGUCGGCAGUCUCGAUCCUCACAGUUACGGUGAAGCCGUUGACAACUACCUUCACCCCGCCGGCAUCAUGUGGAGAGAUGCAACUCACCCAGCUAUCUUCGCCGGGAUAUCAGAUAUGGUUGAAUGAACCCCAGCCGGUGUAUAACGCCUCGAGUUCAAUUGCUCCCGUGUUCUCGCCAUUGGUUUGCCCCGAGGGCUGGACUACCGCGGGGACUUGGACAAGUGGAUAUAUUGCAUGUUGCACGUCUGGCUUUCAGCUCCAUCUCCCCGACACCACCGUAGAUGGGGACCGACCGGCGUACGGAGGAACCUGCUAUAGCAACUUUCAAUCCGGACAAACCGUUAAGGUGACGGCGUACGAUAGCGCUAGUGUUACGAGGGCGCUAGAUUGGACAGCCUCAGCUUCUACCGACCAAGCCUAUGCGCACCCCAUAGACGGCUUCCAAAUAACAUCGACCAAUGACUCACAUUCAGCUAAGCUCUCUGGUGGCGCAAUAGCUGGUAUUGUUGUCGGUAGUGUCGUGGGCCUCAUAGCUAUUCUAAUGGCUCUUUUAUUCCUGCUACGUCGAUAUCGCCAGAAGAAAAACCAACCCCCCUCUCUACAACCCCAGAUACAAGAAGAAUACCGACAAGAAUGGAACAAGGAUAUUCUAGUUUCCCCCGAAACCGACAACUCGCGGUCCCCGUAUGACUCGAGCAGCGGCAUAUACGGAAGUGGAACUCCUUCCUAUAAAAUAAACGAGCGAUAUGAACUUGACGGCCACCAACCCAGAGAACUUGACUCGGGAUGGAUAGGUCGUGAGCUUGAAGUACCCCCAGUACAUCGACAUGAAGAGGGACGCAGUCGGAAGCAGGUAGGGAGGGAGAGUGUAAUCAUAGAGAAUAUAUAG
Hypoxylon trugodes is the source of this 939-nucleotide messenger RNA. RefSeq lists its product as uncharacterized. The transcript is spliced from 5 exons. The coding region runs from base 1 to 939 and encodes 312 amino acids. The record is from RefSeq and is a predicted model, not a curated record. Lineage: Eukaryota; Fungi; Ascomycota; Sordariomycetes; Xylariales; Hypoxylaceae.